UUUAAUGUUAUCGGCGGACUGCUUUGUAGAACCAAAACAUAUACUUUCACAUGAACCUUAGAACGAAUCGUUUGAGUGUUCAGCUGCUGUUCACCAACGAUAUUCUACUUAAUCAUCUAUGUAGAAAUAAACUGUGACAGAAGGUGAGGUUGUUAGUUUCUUUGGACGUUUUCAACAAAAACUGUGAUUAAAAACAUUAUAUAUUAUUUAAAACCAUGCCUUGUUGGGGGGUUUUUUACGUUCAGGGGGCAGGUUCGAAUUUGUCUGACGUCAUCGUGGCUACUGUAGGCGAGCCUUUAAACUAAUUGAAUCGCCGAACUCUUCUACUACUACUAAUACUCAGGCCGGUCUGGAAACAAGUGCUUUCAAGUGUUCGAAUACUAUUGUCAAAACGAUUUAGAUUUUUCAUCUUAACUCCUGUCGUCUGGAACCCGUAGCCCUGCUUUGUUCCUGAAUUGUCUGUCUGGUUGGAGAUACGCCUGUGAGAGAUGCCUGUAGAGCUGGUCUUCAGUAUACUUUUGAUCUGUCUGUUCACUCUGGGGUCCGUGAGUCACAGUGUUUCUGGUGAGAUGGAGACAGGCUGUAUGGAUUGGCGUACCCAUGACACUGUCGUCUGCUGUAACAAGUGCUUUCCAGGAAACCGUCUUGUGAAUACCUGUGGUCCUGACCCUAAAACGCUGUGUGUUCCCUGUAAAGAUGGGACCUACACAACAAACCCUAAAGCUGAUGCCUGUCUCUGGUGUACUCAGUGUGUAGGUGGCGCCCAGGUCCUUAAGAAGGCUUGUACACAAACCAAGGACACAGAGUGUGACUGUAAGAAAGGAUUCCGCUGUGGUGAUGUUGAAUGCUCCUUCUGUGUUGAGGAGUGUGGCAAGGGCCAGGAGCCCAAUCAAGCCCGGUCCUGCAGUAAUUGUACACAUGGGAACUUCAAUGACCAAAUCCAUGCAAAGUGCAGACCUUGGACCAAAAAGUGUCCCAAUCUUGGUGAAGAAAUUGUGUUUUCUGGAAAUUCAGUGAGUGACAUCCAGUGCCACCCUGCCAUUCCUAAACCUGAGGUGAUCACAUUACCUACAAAAGGGUCAGACUCUAAGGAUGACCGCGUGGUGGUUUUGGCUUUGACAACAUUUUGUGUCUUAUUCAUCAUCCUUGUCAUAUGUUUCCUGCUCAUCAUCAAACAUAAUUUGACAACUUCUAAACGGCCAGCUGUCAUUGAGAAAACCCUUGUUGAACCAACGCCUCCUACAGAUGAUCCCAGGACCCUUAUAGAUGUCAGUUUCCACCAACCACAACAGGAGCAGGGUAGCAGCUCUGAAAGCCUACACUCCCAGGACUCUGAGACCAAACUACUGAGCGUGUGAUCAACAGUGGGCCGUGUCUACAGAUCACUACCUCACAGUAGCACUCUGACAUCCGUAUUCAAGGCCUCGUUCCUGUACAGUUGGACUUGGCCUGACUGAUAAUGCUGGUCAGUGGCACUAAAACAGUGAGUGACUCAAGAAUCUUUCAGCAUUUGUGACUCUUCAAUACCUCAGCAAUUUUCUUAUCUUACAGACAUAUUUAAGUGUGAAUGUUGAGUUUCAUAUAAAACCUGACUUUUUGUUAGUAAGCACAUUCAUUACAAAUGCCAGUAGUAAACCAGCUGAGAAAUGUCAGUACUGACAGAGAAGCUUUUAGGAGGAACAUUGAUGUUUUCAAGAACAGCUACUGUAGCUAGACCAGUACUAGUAUUUACAUACUUUUGCAUGUCUGGGUUUUAUAAGCUCAGUUUUCCUGUUAAUAUCUGUCUAAAUGUAAAUGACCUAAAUGUGAUAAAAAUACAAGACUUGACAUUAGUACGUGCUGAAGUAUGAAUGGGCCAGUGGAUGUAUGAACAGCUGAGAAACCACAGACUGUUAGGUUUGUGGCAGCCCCCAGCCCUCCCACUGGCUCAUUAUAUUUGCGUAUUUCCUGUAAGACUAAACCCCAGCUGCCUACAGCUACUGAGCUAAAGUGAAAACCCCUAUUUAACAUAAUGUAACCUGAAGUAUGAACACAUUUAGAAACACAAAGUAGUCUUAGCACUUUCUUUAAAAUUACAUGAAUUCCAAUGAUACAGUACUGAAGUAGUUUUUCUGUGUGAGUGUCAGGAAGGCAGCUUGUUUUCAACUUCCAGAAAAUGAAGAGUCUGGAAUUUCCGUUUUACUGAAGGACAGGGAAUACUCUAGCAUAGGAUAUUCCUUUUAACUUAAGUUUGCUUAAGGUCAUGGGAGAAUUUAAAUAACUAAUACCAAUGUCAAUUGCGCUGAACUUACAAUGUAGAAAAUCCACAUUGAAAAAAAUGUGGCCUUACUUAAGCCAGCAUGCCAUGACAUUAGGUUACAGGUUCACUUGAUUUGCAAUCAUACUAUAAAACAUUUUUAUCGUCUAGCUUCAUCACAAGUACUUCCAGUAUGUUUGAAAGAGUUGAAGAAUAAGGCACGGGUCCUCUGAUGCACAUGUUGGCAAGCUGUUCAGCUUCUUAUUAUACCAUUUCACCAAGUAUUCAACUAGAACAUUAGCCAAGAGGAGAGCGCAUUCUCCUGCCAACUACCACGAUUGAGCUAACAGGUGCCUGUCCUGCCACAUAGAACCUCUAGUGCGCAACGAGUUGACACAAACCCGGGUAGGGCUAGUCUGAUGCCCCCCUGUGGACUGUCGGACUAUGAUUAAUAUAUACACCUGGGUCGCAAUAGUGCAUCUCUACUGUAAGGUGAUUUUAACACGGCACCAUUCAGGAGCCGUAAAUCCAGAACAAGUAGUGUUAUUUGUAAAUUAAGGGUUUCAAAAUAUUAGGUGUGUUUUCUCAUGAGUUAAUGACUGUGAUUAAAUGUUUCACAUCUGCUUGAGAUGUAAAGCUGUAUAUUAAAUGUAAUUUUAUAGUCCUGUCACUUGGAAAAUGUUACAGGUUCUUGACUGAAGUCUGUGGGUCUGGAAAACAAACUCCCUGCAGGAGCACCUGUACCCCUGUACAAACAUCCACCAGAUCUCUAAUGUAACAGUAACUACUCAUGAGUACAAUAAGGAAUAAUCACAUUGGAAUUUGGUUCACACACCAGUGUAUCUGUAUAUCUCUAGUGUGACAUGCGUAGCCCAUUGAAAUGGAACUUCACAGUUAUACUAAAGGCCUAUAUGGUGGAAAAUAUCAAGCCACAUACAUGGGGCGCAACUACAUACAGUAGUGAGUGUGAAUUAGUCACCGCCGCCACAGAAUACUGUCUGAUCGACCUUGAUGACAAGGCUUUUGGAAUCAGUCACAUAACAGAUGACAAACGCUUGUGAAGAUAGUAGAUUAAGGCAUACUGUUUUUGUGUUUUGUAUUACAUGUCUUUUCAAAGAGUUUGCUGAUAAGUAAUAUUUCUAAAACAUUUCCAUUAAA
Molecule: messenger RNA, 3394 nt
Organism: Esox lucius (northern pike)
Lineage: Eukaryota; Metazoa; Chordata; Actinopteri; Esociformes; Esocidae
Gene: tnfrsf9a
Product: tumor necrosis factor receptor superfamily, member 9a
Exons: 7
Coding region: 489-1358 (289 amino acids)
Biological process (GO): regulation of cell population proliferation
Cellular component (GO): external side of plasma membrane
Molecular function (GO): cytokine binding; signaling receptor activity
Source: RefSeq, a predicted model, not a curated record